AUGAAUCUUAAGAGGAGGAAUCACCCCAAUCUCAGAUGGUCUAACCAGCAACAACAACAACCACCCCCUCUCUUCCAGAACAAUGUUGGUCCCAGUAGAUAUGUGCCUCCCCCUAUCCAACAAAGCAACAAAGAAAGCAUGAUGUUCCUGGAUCUCCACCAGCUCAACCUUCUACUUCUACGCCUUAUUGGAGGAGUUGGUGAGGCAGAUGACCAUUCAGAGCAUGCAAUUUCAACAAGAGACCAGAGCCUCCAUUCAGAGUUUGACAAAUCAGAUGGGUUAGAUGGCCACUCAACUCAAUCAGGCAUAAUCCCAAUAUUCAGACAAGUUUCCUUCACAAAUUGUGCAGAAUCUGAAGAAUGUGAGUGUCAUCACCUUGAGGUUGAGGUACAGGCUGCGGAACCCCUUCCUCUCCCUUCUUUGGUUCCUUCUGAUGUUCAGCCAGCAUCCACACCAGAGUUGAAGCCUCUUCUAGAGAAUCUCAAGUAUGCUUACUUGGAGGAUGAUGAGAUAUUUCCUGUGAUCAUUUCCACCUCCCUUGAUGUUGAUCAAGAGGAGAGGUUGUUGCAUGUGCUCAGGAAGCACAAGAAGGAAAUUGGUUGGACCCUGGCAUACAUUCUCGGUUUCUAUAGGCGCUUCAUUAAGGACUUCAGCAUGAAAGCCCUUCAACUAUCCAACUUGCUGCAGAAGGAUAUUGAGUUUAAUUUUGAUGACAGGUGCAAGGAGGCAUUUGACUGCCUCAAGAGAGCCUUAACCACCACUCCUAUCAUUCAGGCACCAGACUGGAAGGUUCCCUUUGAGUUGAUGUGCGAUGCUUCAAAUUAUGCACUAGGGGAUCUCUUAGCACAGAGGGUUGAUAAAUUACCUAGGGUGAUAUACUACACUUCCAAGACGUGCUGCUCAAGAAAAUUACACGACCACGGAAAAAGAACUUUUAGCUAUUUUUUUGCACUUAAUAAAUUUCGGUCAUAUUUUCUUGGUUCUCGUGUUGUUGGUUUUACAGAUCAUGCAGCUCUAAAGUACCUGUUUAAGAAGGCCGAUUCAAAGCCUAGGCUGAUCAAAUGGAUGCUCUGGCUUCAAGAGUCUGACUUGGACAUCUGUGAUAGGAGUGAAGCACAUAACUUGGUGGCAGACCAUCUCAGUAGGAUUGAGAGAGCUGAGGAUGAAAAGACCUUGCCCAUUCAUGAUGAUUUUCCUGAUGAACAUUUGUUUAGAGUACCUAGAGCUAUUGUUAGUGAUCAAGGCACCCAUUUUUGUAAUAGAUCCAUGCAGGCCUUGCUCAGGAAGUAUGGGGUUGUUCAUAGAAUCUCUACACCCUACCACCCUCAAACUAAUAGGCAAGUUGAGAUUUCAAAUAGGGAGAUCAAGAGAAUCUUGGAGAAGAUUGUGCAACCCAACAGGAAAGAUUGGAGUAGCAGGCUGGAGGAUGCUCUUUGGGCGCAUAGGACUGCUUACAAAGCACCCAUAGGGAUUUUCAGAGGAGAUGUCUCUGCUCGACCCUGCUUCUCUCCCACCAUGACUUAG
This is a messenger RNA of Cajanus cajan (pigeon pea), 1524 nucleotides long. The record is from RefSeq and is a predicted model, not a curated record. Lineage: Eukaryota; Viridiplantae; Streptophyta; Magnoliopsida; Fabales; Fabaceae.